Molecule: messenger RNA, 1182 nt
Organism: Cornus florida
Lineage: Eukaryota; Viridiplantae; Streptophyta; Magnoliopsida; Cornales; Cornaceae
Product: homeobox protein SBH1-like
Exons: 4
Coding region: 85-1182 (365 amino acids)
Biological process (GO): regulation of DNA-templated transcription
Cellular component (GO): nucleus
Molecular function (GO): DNA binding; DNA-binding transcription factor activity, RNA polymerase II-specific
Source: RefSeq, a predicted model, not a curated record
AGCUAGGGGGGGAACAAAGGAGUGAGAAUAUUAGCGUAGUAUAUUGUAGAGAGAGAAAUUAAACAGGAGAGAGAGAGAGAGAUAAUGGAGUGUGGUGGUUCUAGUAGCACUUCAUGUUUGAUGGGGUUUGGGAGCAACAGUAAUGGACUAUGUCCUAUGAUGAUGAUGAUGCCUCCAAUGACUACCACUAAUGUGGACAACAAUACCCUACUUCUUCCUCUACCUCUACCUUCCAGCAGCAACAACAAUCAAGGUCAAAACCGUCAUAGUAGCUGCAGUACUGGUAAUUCUUCUCUCAUGCUUGAUCAAGAUCAUCACCACCACCACCACGAUAAUCACAUCAACAACAACACAAGCACAGGAGGAGGAGGAGGGUGUUAUUUCAUGGAUAACAACAACGGCAAUUCAUCCCCUUCUGUCAAGUCUAAGAUCAUUGCUCAUCCUCUUUAUCACCGUCUCUUGGCCUCCUAUGUCAAUUGCCAAAAGAUAGGAGCUCCACCUGAAGUGGUGGCAAGACUGGAGGAAGCCUGCGGGUCUGCCGCGGCGAUGGGCCGAACGGCAGGGUCCGGCAGUUUCGGGGAAGAUCCGGCGCUUGAUCAAUUCAUGGAGGCCUACUGUGAGAUGCUGACAAAGUAUGAGCAAGAACUCUCCAAACCCUUCAAAGAAGCCAUGCUUUUCCUCUCAAGGAUUGAGUGCCAGUUCAAAGCCCUCACACUAGCUUCCUCUGAUUCUGCUUGUGGUGAUGAAUUAGAUAGAACUGAAUCACCCGAGGAAGAGGCUGACAUGAAUAACAAUAUGAUUGAUCCUCAAGCAGAAGAUAAGGAAUUGAAAGGUCAGCUUUUGCGCAAGUACAGCGGAUAUUUAGGCAGUCUCAAGCAGGAGUUCAUGAAGAAGCGAAAGAAAGGAAAGCUGCCUAAAGAAGCCAGGCAACAAUUGCUGGAUUGGUGGAGCAGACAUUACAAAUGGCCCUACCCAUCGGAAUCACAGAAGCUGGCAUUAGCGGAAUCCACUGGGCUGGAUCAGAAGCAAAUCAACAACUGGUUCAUAAAUCAAAGAAAGCGACACUGGAAGCCUUCUGAGGAUAUGCAGUUUAUGGGGAUGGAUGUUACACAUCCUCACUAUUACAUGGAUAAUUUUAUGGGCGAUCCUUUUCCUAUGGAUAUCUCGCCUGCACUCCUCUGA